This is a messenger RNA of Thunnus maccoyii (southern bluefin tuna), 3173 nucleotides long. RefSeq names its product LIM and senescent cell antigen-like-containing domain protein 1. NCBI's taxonomy places the organism in Eukaryota, Metazoa, Chordata, Actinopteri, Scombriformes, Scombridae. The record is from RefSeq and is a predicted model, not a curated record. The transcript is spliced from 10 exons. Gene Ontology annotation, biological process: positive regulation of integrin-mediated signaling pathway; cell-cell junction organization; positive regulation of substrate adhesion-dependent cell spreading. Bases 161 to 1354 code for a protein of 397 amino acids. Gene Ontology annotation, cellular component: cell-cell junction; cytoplasm; focal adhesion.
CUUGCUAUGUGGAUUACAGCUCCCACUACUUACUGGAUUCUCAUCACUGGAAACUAACAUUGAACCAGCAAAGAGGAUUUUUAUUAGAGUGUUUGGAUAUUUGACUUUUAUAUAGGUUUUAUAUAGGUGGACUUUUGCAAUUAAUUCGGCCCUGUUGUAGAUGAGUGCCAAGAUGAACGGUCGUGCUCUGCCACCAUCGAUACCUGAGGAUGGAGAAGCCCCCGACCACUUUCAUCACGGGGAGAUGAAUGGUUAUCACCAGAGGCUUCAGGGUGGUGAUGGGGGAGAGGCCGAGGUCCCGGUCUCCAAGUCCCAGAGGCGGAAGAGCGAUGUCAAAGUCUAUAAGGAGUUUUGUGAUUUUUAUGCUCGCUUCAACAUGGCCAACGCUCUGGCCAAUGCCAUGUGUGAGCGCUGCAAGAGUGGUUUUGCCCCGGCAGAGAAGAUCGUGAACAGUAACGGGGAACUUUACCAUGAGCAGUGCUUUGUGUGCGCCCAGUGUUUCCAGCAGUUCCCAGAGGGACUCUUCUAUGAGUUUGAAGGCAGGAAAUACUGUGAACAUGACUUCCAGAUGCUGUUCGCUCCCUGCUGCCACCAGUGCGGUGAGUUCAUCAUUGGCCGCGUGAUCAAGGCCAUGAACAACAGUUGGCAUCCAGAGUGUUUCUGCUGUGACAUCUGCCAGGCCGUUCUCGCCGACGUUGGAUUUGUUAAGAAUGCUGGAAGGCACCUGUGUCGUCCAUGCCACAACAGAGAGAAAGCUCGGGGCCUUGGCAAGUACAUCUGUCAGAAGUGUCACGCCAUUAUUGACGAGCAGCCUCUUCUGUUCAAGAAUGACCCCUAUCACCCGGAUCACUUCAACUGCAACAACUGCGGCAAAGAGCUGACUGCUGAUGCCAGGGAGCUGAAGGGAGAGCUCUACUGUCUGCCCUGCCAUGACAAGAUGGGUGUCCCCAUCUGCGGUGCCUGCAGAAGACCCAUCGAGGGCCGUGUGGUUAACGCCAUGGGCAAGCAGUGGCAUGUGGAGCAUUUUGUGUGUGCUAAGUGUGAGAAACCCUUCCUUGGACACCGUCACUACGAGCGCAAGGGCCUGGCCUACUGUGAAACACACUACAACCAGCUGUUUGGAGAUGUUUGCUACCACUGCAAUCGUGUUAUCGAGGGAGAUGUGGUGUCUGCCCUCAACAAGGCUUGGUGUGUCAACUGUUUUGCCUGCUCUACUUGCAACACCAAGCUCACCCUCAAGAACAAGUUUGUGGAGUUUGACAUGAAGCCAGUGUGUAAGAAGUGCUAUGAGAAAUUCCCACUGGAGCUGAAGAAGAGGCUGAAGAAGCUGUCUGAAACCGUCGCACGGAAGUAAACACACAGAUGCAUAGCAGGAGGGAGGGAGAGGUAGAUGAGACCCUAAGGUGGCCCCAUGCAAGGGAGAAGUCACAUCUUCACAAUUGACAAUCGUGUUUAAGAUAGCAUUUUCUGUGUUUCAUGUCAGGUGGUGUGUUAAAUUUAGGAUCGGUUAUUUCAGUGGAACUCUCCACUUUUCAGUUACAGCAGCAAAGUGUCGAAGGUCAUUUCAUGAGCCUGAAACUGACAGAUGGGUCGACAGACUGUCAGUCACUAGGUUUAACUUUAACCUGUUCAGUGCCUUUUGGCUCAAAUACUGCACUGUACUGUAUAUAUGUUCACAUGCUUGCCUUAUUUCACUGCUAUAUAUAUAUAUAUAUAUAUAUAUAUAUAUAUAUAUAUUAAACCCAAAAACACAUGAUGAUGGUCGGUAUUUCAUGAUUAUGUACAGUAUAAACUUAGAAACAUGGGAAUAAUAAAACCUCUGUUGACAGGUUCAACUGUUGCCAACUUCUGUUUGACUUAUGUUACUGACUAUAAUAAUAGAGUAAAACCCAAAGAAAGUUGAGAAAAAAAUGCAGUUUGUUUAUAUAAUAUCUCUAAUAUUUACUGUUUUCCACCUAUAUGUAUUAUUUCAUGUAUUAUAAAUGCUUAUUUUCUUUAAUAUUACGCAAAAUGAGUUUGUGUUUAGCUCUAUAUAAAGUUUUCAGAUAUUUUUUUUCUUGCAUCAGCGGUUUUUUGACGUACUGUAUCCUCCUCAAAGCUUCAGUAAUGGAUUCAACCAUAGCUGAAGUUUGUUGGAUUAUAGUUGGAUUAUAGUGUUAUGUGCUAUGCAUUGUAUAUGUGGAGCGAUAUCUAUGCAAACUGGCAUUUACGCAGAGUUACCAAUUUAUUAGGUUCACUUGUACAAUCUAAUAUAAUCUAAUAGGACAGCCCUGAAAUAAAUCCCAAGUUUAUAAUGUUCAGUUUUUGUUUUGUCCUCUCUUAUAGUAAAUACUUACAAGCAAAUGAAUAUAAGAAGCACCUUUAAAAAUACAGCAAUCCUGUACAACACCACCACUAACUACUGUACAUACAGCCUCAGAAAUGACCAUAGAGUAGACUCAACACCUCUUACACCAUGUCAACAAAUACUGAACAUAAUAAGCUUCACGGUGACAGGAUUUAUUGCGGGGCAACUGGUAACUCUUGUGUGUUACAACUUGAUGGCUUGUGGCCUGUGCAGGGACCGGAUGCGGGAGCAAUGUUAGAUGUUAGAACAUGAGUCUCUGCUGUUUGUAAUCCAAGGAAAGUGAUCCUCUUAGUGAGGUAUACAGACUUCCUCAGGGCUCAGACCCUCUUAGGAAAGAAAGCCAACUGUUGAAUGGUAAAAAAAAAAAUAAUUUCCAUUCAAAAAAUGUUUUUCGCUUGAGCAGUAUUUUACCAUAGAAAGCUUGUCUUUUACAUAAUAGUUAAAUAGAAAGACACAUUCCACAGUUUCACAGAAACACAAAGCCUAUGUUUCUGUUCUGAAUUUCACUACUUAUGCCACAUUUGUCAUAUGUCAUGUAGAGGUACAACUAUCUGCUGGACUGUUGUGAAGCAGAACUUCAGCGUCACUAAAAAUAGUCCGGUAGAAAGCUUUAUUUGAUAUCUUACAACUGGGGUGACUGAGGUGACUCUACACAGAUAUACACAGAUAUGUAUUUUAUCAUCACAUUGCUUGUCAAAAUACAAUAUUUAUUCAUGUAAACACACCAAAGUGCAUGUUUUGGACUUGAAUGGAGAGUUAUUGUUCAUUAUAUCAAAGAUAAUGCUGUCAACUCACCUGAAUAAACAUGUACAGUAUGUCAAUGCUA